AUUGCAUCCGUGCAGGACAAUCUUUGAGCGCCACAGUCAGCAGAAGCGCACGCUGUUUUAUUAUCAUGGCUCAGUUUAAAUACUGGAGACGCGCCUCUUCUCUCCUCUGAAACACAGCUGCUGGUUCAAUUUGAUCUUUUAUUUUUAAGGGAAUAAACGCGACUAUAGUUGCCACCAUACACAGUUUUGUCGACACAGCCUGACAUCAAUUUGGGAUUAAAAUGGUAAUCAAGGUUUACAUCGCUUCAUCAAGCGGCUCUGUCGCGGUAAAAAAGCAUCAGCAGGCAGUGGUGGGUUUCCUGGAGUCCAAUCGAAUCAGCUUCCAGGAAGUAGACAUCACCAUGAUGGAGGAGCAGAGGCUCUGGAUGUACCGUAACAUCCCCAGAGACAAGCUACCGGACAAAGGCAACCCGCUGCCGCCGCAGAUCUUCAACGAGGAUCGCUACUGUGGGGACUAUGAAGCCUUCUUCCAGUCGAAGGAGGACAACGCUGUGUUUGCAUUCCUUGGGCUCAGUUCCCAACCCUCAGUGAAAGAUUCGGAGUCAUAGCCUAGAUCCAAUUGCUGGUAUGUGACGUCCAGGGGACCUUAAAAUGUGAGGAAGAAAACGGCAUCGCUUCCUGUCUCUCAUCACCUCUUCUUCCUGCUACGACGCCAGCAUGUUGCCAAACAUCAGACCCCACGGAUUCCACCCUGUAUGACUUCUCCUGACUCUUUAAACACUCAUUCCAGCAUCACCUAAGUCUCCAAGAAGUGUCUGAUUCUUAAUCACUUGUGAUUUUGCGUUUCCUUUUCCGUGUUUAACACACCGUGACGGCAAACACUGUCAGUAGCGUAAAUUCUGUGCAAACUAUAGAUGUAGCAGCUUUUGCAUCAGUUGCUUUUUAGGUCAAUCUACAAUGUAGUGGAUGGGGAAAGAAGUGAUCAGGUGCAGCAGUGCAGCACAAGUCACCUGAAUACACACCUAUAUUGUGUGUGCAUGCCUUAGUGUGUGUGUGUGUGUGUGUGUGUGUGUGUGUGUGUGUGUGUGUGUGUGUGUGUGUGUGUGUGUGUGUGUGUGUGUGUGUGUGUGCGUGUGUGUGUGUGUGUGUGUGUGUGUGUAUCGGUCUCAAUCAGCAGCUGUUACUGAAGGCUGUGUUAAGUGAGGGGACGUGAGAGGCAGCACUUAAUGCAACCUGAAACAACUCGAGGCCUAGCCAAUAUGUCUGGCUGUGUGUGGGAGUGUGGAUGCUUUCUCAGAGGUGACAGUGACACUGUAGUUUACCACAAAGCAAAUGAGACCAAAUGCUAUGAAAAGCAUAAGCUAGAUAGACAUGAUACCUAAUAUAUCAUUGCCAGCAUUCAUGUUAAGUGCGUAGUCACUGUCAUUAAAUAAAACAAACCUCGUUCUUGUAUCAUUCCACUGCCAAACUAGUUUGAUUAAAGGACAGGGUGGCCGUUAUUCUAUAUUUUUUUUCUUAUUAUCUACAAAUCCAAUAAAAAGACCGAAACCAAUAGUCUGUCUUUCAGUACGUUCUGACUUCCCUACCCAGUCUGUGGCACUCGUUCCUCCUGAAAACGCUUUAAAAUCAGGUUUCAAAUAUAUAGUUUAAUUUUUUUAAAAGGCCAAGUAGUUUCCUAAAACAGCUGGGCACUGUAGUUUUUAGCAAACGUUACACAAACGGGAGUAAAUAGCACAUUUCUAGGGACUAUUUUAAGCCGUGGAUUAAUACACAUUUGGUGCUCUAAUGAGUAUUUACAGCAGCAGGACGGUGUUUGUGUGAUUAAAAAAUAAACUACAGUGCCCAUGUUCAUUAUAAUGAAGGAACACGUCACCCAGUGCAACGGUGUGGCUGAUUCAUGUGUUUUUAAUAGUUUUUGGAUGGAGCUCUGUGGCACAGAGGAAUCAGAUAAAUCAGGCUUUGGCUGCACAGACAGUAUUUGUCAGCUCAUUGUUGUUUUUUUGGUCUUUUCAUGGGAUUUGUGACAACAUGAAAAACAGUGCCAGCUUUAUCCUCUAAUCCAGACCGCUAUAGACAAAGCAUGGUUACAAUCAGGGUCACAUGAGCCAUAUAGUAGGAGUGCACUUCACAGAUUAUUACUCCCAAGUCUUAUCAGACAGAGGACAGGAGAUAAGAAAUUAUAGUUUGCUGCUUAGAGAUAUUCAAGUUGCAAAACUGUGCACGGACUCAGCUUCCCCUGCUGUGUCUCCUCUUAUCUCUAUAUAUUUACAAAUGUCUAAGCAAAUGGUGAAAUGUGAGCAGCCCGCUGUAUGUUUUACAUAUUAUGAAAUGAUCACGGCCAACUCGUAGUCCUGUCCUCCAAUCUGUGUUCUCUGUCCCAAAAACAACACUAAGCACUUUCUCUGUAUGUCUCUCAUCCUUAUUAAAUUAUCACGGGUGGGUGGUUGACUAAUUCUUUAAUGUUUACACAUGAAGGACACACACAAACAGAUGCACCCUCACUAGCUAUUCUCCCCUAAAUGUUGUGCCAUCAUGUGAAAGGAUGUAAUUUUGACCUAUUUCAAAUAGGGGACAUCAAUGUAUUUCUGUCAUCGUUGAAACUGACAACAUUCCUAUUUUGCUGAGUUGUAUUCCUCAUGUAUUUUGAAAUAAUGUGAUGACUUUCUUGUAAAUUUUUGUGAAUGGAUACUAACAAGCCUGUUGGACCGUACUGUAAUGUAAUGUAUGUUAACACCUCUCUGUCCGUGCUUCUGUUGUGCUUAAUUUUUCCGUUUGAAACCGGCUCGUGAGAAUUAUACUCAGUGGCACUUUACUGUAUGAAAGUCGGCAAUUUUUUUAACUUGAUUUUGCCUCAGCAUUUUUUCACAUAUUAAUGUAAUACUACGGUAAAGAAUGUUAAUUUCAAAGUGCGGUACACACAAAAAUGGUACACACUGUUUUUGUCUUUGCAUAUAUUUGAAAACAGCCGGAACAACAGUCGGAAGUGUCUCUUUGUCUUGAGAGGACCAAUCUGAAGCCCCUUUGUAGUGAUGAUGGUGGUGGUGGUGGUGGUGGUGGGGAGUUGUUUUUUUGUGAUGCAGAAAACCCAAAUUGCCAACUCAAAGCAAAAUUUGGUAAACAAAUGUUUGUGUUGCUUAUGUAGUGUCAUACCUACAGAGUCAGAAUAAACUCAGUAGAUGAAGAUCA
Molecule: messenger RNA, 3126 nt
Organism: Sebastes umbrosus (honeycomb rockfish)
Lineage: Eukaryota; Metazoa; Chordata; Actinopteri; Perciformes; Sebastidae
Gene: sh3bgrl2
Product: SH3 domain binding glutamate-rich protein like 2
Exons: 4
Coding region: 222-548 (108 amino acids)
Cellular component (GO): cytoplasm
Source: RefSeq, a predicted model, not a curated record